This is a messenger RNA of Pseudozyma flocculosa PF-1, 1770 nucleotides long. RefSeq lists its product as uncharacterized. Bases 1 to 1770 code for a protein of 589 amino acids. Gene Ontology annotation, biological process: tRNA methylation. NCBI's taxonomy places the organism in Eukaryota, Fungi, Basidiomycota, Ustilaginomycetes, Ustilaginales, Ustilaginaceae. The record is from RefSeq and is a predicted model, not a curated record. The transcript is spliced from 3 exons. Gene Ontology annotation, cellular component: tRNA (m1A) methyltransferase complex; nucleus.
AUGGACGGCGGAUCAUCCACGGAGCCGGCGCCGCCAUCAGCGUCUACCGCUGCGAUGUCAGCGCAGCAGCAUCCCCAGCCCACCAACACCGCCUCCACCUCGAUGGCGUCGGCUGCCGCACCCCUCACCAUGAACGACCAGGUCACCGCCUCCUCUUCGACCUCGACCCGGCCCGCAAUCAACCCUCGAUCACGACGAGGUCGCAACGUCCCCGCCUCGCGUGUCACCUCGGACGCGCUCCGCUCGCGCGUCACCUACAUCGCCCCCACGUCCCACAUCAUCCUCAAGCUGCCCUCGGGCCGCCUCAAGUCGACCGAGCUCGCCCCCGGAAAGCAAGUCAACCUCGGCAAGUUUGGCAGCUUCAAGGCGGACGACAUCAUUGGCAUGCCCUUUGGCUUCACCUACGAGAUCGCAGAUGCAAACACCCUCAAGCUCGUCAUGAACAGCACCCUCGCCGAGCUCGAGGAGACGGAUGCCACCAACGAAAACAUCCACGACGACGGCACCGCCCAGAAGCUCACCUACGUCGACAUCCAGGCGCUCAAAGAGGCCGGCAUCACGGGUCGCGAGAUCAUCCAGAAGCAGCUCGAGGGCAGCGAGAGCUUCAAGGACCGAACCGUCUACAGCCAGGCCAAGUACGUCCAGCGCAAGGAGCAAAAGCACCUGAAGCUCUUCACGCCCCUCUCGCCAGACCUCGGGACGAUCUGCAAGUACAACUUUGAAAAGAACCCGGACAAGAUCCGGUGGCUGCGUCCGGACGCGCUGGCCCAGUGCCUCUCGUUUGCCAGUGUGCGGCCCGGCGGGCGGUACCUGGUCGUCGACGGCGUCUCUGGCCUGCUGACGGGUGCUGUGCUGGAGCGCCUGGGCGGCGACGGCACGGUGCUGUGCAUCAACGACGCCGAGUCGCCGCCGGCGUUUGACGUGCUGUCGCAAUUCAACUUUUCGGAUCAGUACACUCGGCACACGCUCAAGGUCAUCCACUGGGCCGCCACCGAGCGCGACUACCGGCCCGUCUUUGUGGGGCAAGAGGAGCAGAUCCAGGCGAUCGACGGCAGCGCAUCGGCGGGCGCGGCGGCGCAGCAACAGGGCAAGAAGGCCAAGGACAAGGGGCGUGAGCGCAAGCGACAGGCGACGGCGCGCGAGAUGGAGCGGAACCGCGCCGAGUACUUCCGGGGCGACUUUGACGCGCUGCUGGUGGCGUGCCACUACCAGCCGCAGAGCAUCCUGGAGCGCGUCAAGGGCGCGAUUGGCGGCUCGGGCAGCGUCGUGGUGCACAGCCCCUUUUUGCAGCCGCUGACCGAGUGCCACUCGCACCUGCGGGCGUCGGAGGAGUUUGUCAAUAUCUCGGUCACGGAGCCAUGGAUGCGGAGGUACCAGGUGCUGCCUGGACGCACCCACCCGGAGAUGACGACGUCGGCCACCGGCGGCUUCAUCCUGCACGCGCUCCGUGUGCUGCCCGAGGGCGAGGCGCAGGCCAUGAAGGAGGCGAGGCAGGCUGAGCUCGAGGCCCUCGCAGCGGCCGAGACCGAGCAAGGAGCAUCCGCACCCGCACAGGCGCCGGCGCCGGAUGCGGGCGCGUCCGCAUCGGCGACGAUAGAGGCGGCGGGCAAGAGAACGGGAUCCGAAGACGACCGGGAGGCGAAGCGGGUCAAGCGGCAAGAAGGCGAGGCGGCGGCGGCGACGGCCCAAGAUGCCGAUGCGACGAUGGACGACGAGGUGGCGGCUGCGGGGACAGCGACGGCAGGGGAACCAGCAGGGGAGACGGCUUGA